CGGACGGGACGUGCAUGACCGCGGCGCCAGUGGGCGGCGUGCAGAUGUGGGCCAAGCCGCUUUCGAGCGCGCGGGUGGCCAUCUUCCUCCUGAACCCGCUCGCCGCGCCGCAGGCGCUCGACUGGCCGCUCGCGGACGUCCCGCGCUUCCCGGACCUGGCUCUCGACUGCGCCGCGGCGGGCUGCGCCGUGCGGGACGUAUGGGCCCAGCAGGACCUGCGGGACCUGGGCGUGUCGACGGGCACCAUCCGCGUCGCGCUCGCGCCCUGGGCGAGCGCGUUCUACACCAUCAGUGCGGGCGAGGCCGACGAGCCAGGCGAGCUUCUGGUCACCCAGGCUCUGGAGCAGGCGAAGCAGCAGAGGCUCGACAACAACCCGCUCACCGGCGUGCCUUACACCCGACGGUUCUACGAGCUGCUGGAGGCGAGGCAGAAGCUCCCCGCGUGGGCGGCGCGGGAGGACUUCCUGAGGCUGGUCCACUCGAACCAGGUCACCAUCUUGGUGGGCAGCCCCGGCUCAGGCAAGAGCACGCAGGUGCCGCAGAUCCUACUGGACGCGGGCUACCACGUGCUCGGCGGCCGCAUCAAG
Prorocentrum cordatum is the source of this 587-nucleotide messenger RNA. The record is from the annotation of a GenBank genome assembly. Lineage: Eukaryota; Dinophyceae; Prorocentrales; Prorocentraceae.